CACCAGGAGCACAGGGAUGAACUGCUGCUCAUGCGUAGCGGUGUGAUGGACAGUGCCAAAACACUGGGUGCGAGCGGAGCAUCCAUUUCCUUACACAGUCUUCCUUCAGCUUGCUCUUGGAGUCUCUUUAAAGGGUCUCUGAAGAAGCAAAAAGUCUUGAAUUGCCGCUCUCUACUCCUCACCAAUAAUCGUACUUUUUCUUACCACUCGAUCAGGAAGAGAAGUAUAAUUGGUAAAAUAUUUGCUGGGGAAACUUUUGCGGUUUCUAAGAUGGCUGGGAAUAGGAGAAAUGAAACUUCAGAUGAGAGAUCUGGGAAUAUGAUUUUUGAGCCUAUUCUAGAGGAAGGAGUCUUCCGAUUUGAUUGCUCUGCAGAAGACCGGAAUGCAGCAUAUCCAAGUUUUUCUUUCGUAGAUCAGAAGGCAAGGGAGACACCCCUUACGAGUGGUCACAAAGCUCCAUUAUAUACUCCUACUUUUCAAUGUGUAAUGGGGCAACAAAUCGUCAACAUUAAGCUUCCACUAGGUACUUCAUUCUAUGGUACAGGAGAAGUUAGUGGCCAGCUUGAAAGAACGGGUAAAAGGGUAUUCACCUGGAAUACUGAUGCGUAUGGUUAUGGUCCUGGGACUACCUCCUUGUAUCAAUCACACCCUUGGGUGCUGACUAUUCUUCCCAGUGGAGAGGCACUGGGGGUUUUGGCAGAUACAUCACUGCGAUGUGAGAUUGACUUGAGAAUAGAAACCAAUAUCAAGUUCAUUGCAGCGGGGCCAUAUCCUGUUAUUACAUUUGGCCCCUUCGCUUCUCCAACGGAUGUUCUUGUAACUUUGUCACAUGCAAUUGGGACUACUUUUAUGCCUCCAAAAUGGUCAUUGGGUUAUCAUCAAUGUCGUUGGAGUUAUAUACCUGAUGCACGAGUUUGUGAGAUAGCAAGGACAUUUCGUGAGAAAAAAAUUCCUUGUGAUGUCAUAUGGAUGGACAUAGACUACAUGGAUGGUUUUCGGUGUUUCACAUUUAACCAGGAGCAUUUUUCUGAUCCAAAAUCCCUUGUGCAUGAUCUUCAUCAAAGUGGUUUCAAAGCCAUUUGGAUGAUUGAUCCUGGCAUUAAGUGCGAAAAGGGUUAUUUUGUCUAUGACAGUGGAUGUGAAAAAGAUCUUUGGAUUCAAACAGCUGAUGGCAAGCCUUUUGUGGGUGAUGUGUGGCCUGGACCUUGUGUAUUUCCCGAUUUCACACACUCAAAUGUCCGGUCAUGGUGGGCUGGUUUGAUUAAAGAUCUCGUCUCUAAUGGUGUUGAUGGAAUAUGGAAUGAUAUGAACGAACCAGCUGUUUUUAAGACUCUAACAAAGACAAUGCCUGAAACCAAUAUUCAUAGAGGAGAUGAUGAAUUUGGAAGCAGACAAAAUCAUUUGUAUUACCACAAUGUCUAUGGCAUGCUGAUGGCCAGAUCUACAUUUGAAGGGAUGAAGCUAGCUGAUAGUAAUAAGCGACCCUUUGUUCUAACACGAGCAGGAUUUAUUGGUAGCCAAAAGUAUGCUGCAACAUGGACAGGAGAUAAUCUCUCCACAUGGGAGCAUCUUCACAUGAGUAUCUCCAUGGUUCUAAACCUGGUAAUUGAAAAUGAUGUGUUAUUUAAAGCUUGCCAACUUUUCUAUGCAAUUAUUCUCUAGCAUGAACCAAGGGAUAAACCAAGUUGGUGUUUAAGAGAUAUUACACACUCUUAUCUUAACUUGGGGUUAAGUCUAGAACUUAAUUAAGAUAUAACACACUUAAUUAAAUAUCUAGAACCUAAAACUCACACUUAAGAUAACCACUCUUAAGAUAUAGAUUUAGGAAUUUAAAUAGCAAACACAACAAGUGUAUUACUAAAUGGAAAAUGGAAUU
Cuscuta campestris is the source of this 1876-nucleotide messenger RNA. The record is from the annotation of a GenBank genome assembly. NCBI's taxonomy places the organism in Eukaryota, Viridiplantae, Streptophyta, Magnoliopsida, Solanales, Convolvulaceae.